UUUACAUCCGGGGCGGCGCCAUGGAGGCCGGGGCUGACAGGAAGCGGCAGCGGGAGGAGGCAGCGGAGACGUCCGACCUGUCCGGGGAGGAAGAUGAUGACUACGUGCCCUACGUGCCCGUCAAGCAGCGCAAGCAGCAGAUGCUGCAGAAGCUGCUGCAGAUGCGGCGGAAGGUGGUGUCGGAGGAGGAGCAGCGGGACAGCGGGAGCGAGCUGCGUGGGGACGAGGAUGACAUCCCCCUGGGGCCCCAGUCCAACAUCAGCCUCCUGGACCAGCACCAGCACCUCAAGGAAAAGGCAGAAGCACGGAAGGAGUCAGCCAAGGAGAAGCAGCUGAAGGAGGAAGAGAAGAUCCUGGAGAGCGUAGCGGAGGGCCGAGCUCUGAUGUCAGUGAAGGAGAUGGCCAAGGGCAUCACCUAUGAUGACCCCAUUAAAACCAGCUGGAGGGCCCCUCGUUACAUCCUGGGAAUGUCGGAGGCCCGGCACGAUCGCGUGCGCAAGAAGUACCACAUCCUGGUGGAGGGGGAAGGCAUCCCACCCCCCAUCAAGAGCUUCAAGGAGAUGAAGUUCCCAGCAGCUAUCCUAAGGGGCCUGAAAAAGAAAGGGAUCCAGCAGCCAACACCCAUUCAGAUCCAGGGCAUCCCCACGAUCCUCUCAGGAAGGGACAUGAUUGGCAUUGCCUUCACUGGCUCUGGGAAGACCCUGGUGUUCACCCUCCCGGUGAUCAUGUUCUGCCUGGAGCAGGAGAAGAGGCUGCCGUUUUCCAAGCGAGAAGGGCCUUAUGGACUCAUCAUCUGUCCCUCGCGGGAGCUGGCCCGGCAGACGCACGGCAUCAUCGAGUACUACUGCCGCCUGCUGCAGGAGGAUGGGCUGCCCCCCCUGCGCUGUGCCCUCUGCAUCGGGGGCAUGUCUGUCAAGGAGCAGAUGGAGACCAUCAAACAUGGUGUACACAUGAUGGUGGCAACCCCUGGCCGCCUGAUGGACCUGCUGCAGAAGAAGAUGGUGAGCCUGGACAUCUGCCGUUACUUGGCCUUGGAUGAGGCUGACAGGAUGAUUGAUAUGGGCUUUGAGGGGGACAUACGUACCAUCUUUUCCUACUUCAAGGGCCAGCGGCAGACCCUCCUGUUCAGUGCCACGAUGCCCAAGAAGAUCCAGAACUUUGCCAAGAGUGCCCUAGUGAAGCCCAUCACCAUUAACGUUGGGCGAGCAGGUGCUGCCAGCCUGGAUGUUGUGCAGGAGGUGGAGUAUGUGAAGGAGGAGGCCAAGAUGGUGUACCUCCUGGAGUGCCUGCAGAAGACUCCACCACCUGUGCUGAUCUUUGCGGAGAAGAAGGCAGAUGUGGAUGCGAUCCAUGAGUACCUGCUGCUCAAGGGUGUAGAAGCUGUGGCCAUCCAUGGAGGGAAAGAUCAGGAGGAGCGGACAAAAGCUAUUGAGGCUUUCCGGGAUGGGAAGAAGGAUGUCCUGGUGGCUACUGACGUCGCUUCUAAGGGCCUGGACUUCCCAGCCAUCCAGCACGUCAUCAACUAUGACAUGCCAGAGGAGAUUGAGAACUAUGUUCACCGUAUCGGGCGUACAGGCCGUUCAGGCAACACGGGCAUUGCCACCACCUUCAUCAACAAGGCCUGCGAUGAGUCGGUGCUGAUGGACCUGAAGGCCCUGCUGCUGGAGGCGAAGCAGAAGGUGCCACCUGUGCUCCAGGUGCUGCACUGUGGGGAUGAGACUAUGCUGGAUAUUGGAGAUGAGCGGGGCUGCGCCUUCUGCGGCGGCCUGGGCCAUCGCAUCACCGACUGCCCCAAGCUGGAGGCCAUGCAGACCAAGCAAGUCAGCAACAUCGGCCGCAAGGACUACCUGGCCCACAGCUCCAUGGACUUCUAGCCCAGGGAGGGUGCUGCCCUUCCCCCUGCGUGGGCUGUGCUUCCCUUGCAGCCGCCCUCGCCUUUCCCAAGCCCAGGGGCCUGGCUGCGCCGCUGUGGCUCCUUUUCCAGGCAUUUGGCCACCAGGGCUGUUGCCAGCUCAGCCUGACAAAGCUCCCGCCGGGGGGAAACGUGUGGAGCUGUGCUGCAAUAACCCCUUACGUCAGCAGCACUUGGGCAAGCAGGUAGCAGUCCCUAAGGGGAGGAGGAAGCCUCAGGUGCUGGUCUGUGGCCAGCUGCCCUGCAGUGAUGUGGCCAGGGUCUUGCAUUGCUCCUCUCUAAAGCUCCUCUGUUCCUCUGGGACCAUCCUCCUUAACCUGGUUCUGCGCCUCCUCGGCUGGUUGCUGUUCUUGUAUCCCCCAAAUGUGCUCCAAUGCAGCUGGGGCGAGGCAGAGUGUGCUGGGCUCCUGUUGUGCAGUCACCUGGGUGCUUCCUGAGCUCUGCCUGCGCAUGUUCUGCCCCUCUGCGAGUCAGGGGGCAGACGGACAGACACCUCCUUGGCCCAGCCUCUGCCCCUCAUCCCACACACCGAAAAGGGGAAGUCACUGUGAGAAGGAAGUCUGCCCCAUGCAGUUACUUGAGCUGCAGCAGUCACAUUUUCUCGGCUGCUGGUAGCACCAGUCCCCCAUCCCUGCGCUGGGCACAUGGAGAGACCGGUGAAGGAUGGGAUCCUCUAUGUGCAGCACUGCAAGUUUGGAAAGGUAAAGGGUGGAUUCGGGACCGGGCACAGGUUUACCUUCAUCUUUCUUGAUGCCAGGCCUGGGGCCUCAGCAGCCUGGGAAGGGGGCACUGGAGCCAGACCCCUGAGAGCUGCCCGGGGGGGGGGUCUCUGGGCUCUGCAGCCCCAGGAGCAGGGCUCUGCCUGCAGCCGAGGGGACUCAUCUGUACAGGCACCUGCUUGGGCUCACCCCUGCGCAGGGUCCCUCUUCUCGCUUGGUCACCGCGCAAUUCACAGUGAGACAAUAAACGUGUGUUAACGAGGA
Apus apus (common swift) is the source of this 2895-nucleotide messenger RNA. It is a transcript of the gene DDX41, whose product is annotated as DEAD-box helicase 41. Gene Ontology annotation, biological process: mRNA splicing, via spliceosome. The transcript is spliced from 17 exons. NCBI's taxonomy places the organism in Eukaryota, Metazoa, Chordata, Aves, Apodiformes, Apodidae. Gene Ontology annotation, molecular function: zinc ion binding; RNA binding; ATP binding. Bases 21 to 1874 code for a protein of 617 amino acids. Gene Ontology annotation, cellular component: spliceosomal complex. The record is from RefSeq and is a predicted model, not a curated record.